Messenger RNA from Drosophila erecta, 2621 nucleotides. It is a transcript of the gene CRMP, whose product is annotated as dihydropyrimidinase. Gene Ontology annotation, molecular function: dihydropyrimidinase activity. The transcript is spliced from 12 exons. Gene Ontology annotation, cellular component: cytoplasm; cytosol. The coding region runs from base 171 to 1955 and encodes 594 amino acids. Gene Ontology annotation, biological process: pyrimidine nucleobase catabolic process. The record is from RefSeq and is a predicted model, not a curated record. NCBI's taxonomy places the organism in Eukaryota, Metazoa, Arthropoda, Insecta, Diptera, Drosophilidae.
CAGCUGCCAUAACCCACCACGAAAAGAAUAAAUCCACCAUUAGGCGAGUUCCAAUCGGACAGAGAGUUAAAUGUUUUCCGAUUUUCAAACAGUGAACUUGUACGUGCGUUAAAAUUAAACUGUUCAGCAUUUAAAUCGCGUGAGAUUUUUGCCAUUUAACGAUUGUUGCUAUGUCUACCAGCCCGAAACCGGUUAAGAAGGUACCGAUUCACUUGCAGAGCGCCCAGAAUCGCGUCUACAUUAAGAAUGGCGAGAUCGUCAACCAUGACAAGUCGUUUAAAGCGGACGUUUACAUCGAAGAUGGAAUUAUCAAGUUUGUGGGACCCUCCUCGGAAAUAACGAUACCUGGAGGAGUGCGCACCAUCGACGCCAGUGGACUGAUGAUCAUUCCCGGAGGCAUCGACCCCCACACCCACAUGCAGUUGCCUUUCGGCGGAGCCGUGGCCGUCGACGAUUUCUACCAUGGAACCAAGGCCGCCGUUGCAGGUGGCACCACCAUGAUCAUCGACUUCGUUCUGCCCAACAAACAUGAGUCGAUGAUCGAGGCCUACGACAAGUGGCGCAGCUGGGCCGAUCCUAAGGUAUGCUGCGACUACGGAUUGCACGUGGGGAUCACCUGGUGGUCAAAGUCGGUGUCUGAGGAGAUUGGCAUUUUGUGCAAAGAGCUUGGAGUGAACUCCUUCAAAACAUUCAUGGCCUACAAAGGACUUUACCAGCUGAAUGAUUCAGACCUUCUGGAUGUGUUCGAGCGUAUCAGGCACUUAAAUGGCGUUGCUAUGGUCCACGCGGAGAACGGCGACAUCAUUGCGAAGAACACGCAGCGCCUGCUGGCCGAGGGCAUCAAUGGGCCGGAGGGUCACGAGCUGUCGCGGCCCGAGGAGGUCGAGGCCGAGGCGGUGCACCGCGCCUGCGUCCUGGCCCACCAGGCCGAUUGCCCCCUGUACGUGGUCCACGUGAUGAGCAAGUCGGCGGGUAUUGAGCUGGCCAGGGCCCGUCACCGCUAUCGCGGGCGGUACAUAAUGGGCGAGACCCUGGCCGCGGCGCUGGGCACGGAUGCCACCUGUUGCCAGCACCUGGGCUUCGAUGCCGAGGCUGCGCAUGUGCUCAGUCCGCCCUUGCGGCCUGACAAGACGACCCCCGAGUUCUUGAUGAAGCUGCUGGCGAAUGACGACCUGCAGCUGACUGGCAGCGACAAUUGCACAUUCAACAAGGAGCACAAGGCGCUUGGAAAGGGCGACUUCACCAAGAUUCCCAAUGGAGUCAACGGAGUCGAGGAUCGCAUGUCGCUGGUCUGGGAGAAGGGCGUCCACGCUGGGCUUCUGGACCCUUGCCGCUUUGUGGCCGUGACCAGCACAAAUGCAGCCAAGAUAUUCAACAUCUAUCCCCAGAAGGGACGCAUUGCCGUCGGUUCGGAUGCGGACAUUGUGAUCUGGAAUCCGAAUGCCACCCGUACCAUUUCCAAGGAUACCCACCACCACGCCUGUGACUUCAACAUAUUUGAGGGCAUGACUGUGCACGGCGUCUGCGAGUUCGUUCUGGUGCGCGGUCGGAUCUGUGCCGAGCGCGGAAACGUGCGGGUAGCGGAGGGCUUUGGACGGUUCAUUCCCAACCCUGUGCGUCCACCGUUCGUUUACGACAUCAUCGAGGGCAAGGUGCAGUCACAGCCGGAGGAACAGCACGAGGAGAAGCAGAACGGCACCAUGGCCAAGCGGUUCGCUGAGCUCGACAUACAGAUUCCGGUGCAGGAGCCCAUCAGCGCCAUGCUGGCUGGCAACCUAGCCAUGCCGGCGGAGGGAUCACUGUGCAGCACGCCCUCGGUGCGAGGACGCGUCGAUGGAAAGCGUGACUUGCAGGAGUCUUCCUUCUCCAUAAGUGAGGAACUUGACAGGUCUGGUGUUAGAGCGUGCAUUAAAGUGAAGAACCCACCCGGCGGAAAGUCUUCCGGAUUCUGGUAGAUCACAGACCCGAUGUCGCUUCGUAAUGUGUGGGUGCGGAAUUGCACAAUCUCCGACGACCGUGUAAGCCAAAGUCUGCGCUCAUUCGAUAACUAAACUGGCAUUUACCCUGAAACAAAAUCGUAAUCUAACCAAAUUUCAAAUAAGUAAGAGUAUAACCACAAACCAAUUAAGAAAGUAUCAUAGAAUCUGCUUCGUAAUUUUAUAUUUAGAAAUGAUUGCCUCUUGUUGAUACAAUUUUUGUUAAAUUCAUCAACUAUGAUGCCUUGAAGCAUGUGAAGUCAUAAAAACAAACGAUAUUGCUGUUUAAGGAUUUUUUGUUGAAAUCGUUUAUUUUAAUACUUUGUUUAUUUACAAGGAGAUUUAGCACAAUUUAACUCAGUUAAAUUCAUUACACUAUUGCAAUUGUUUAUUGAUUACCCGCUUCGAAGUAGAGUACAUCGAUCAUGCCACGUGAGACAAAGUAGCGUUUGGGAGCAAAUUCGGCAUUUUAUCUGAGGAUGUCUAAAAAUAAUACUUCAAUCAUUUUUUUGAUAAAAAAAUUAUAAUCCGGAAAUCUGGAAGCCUAUUUAUAUUAAAUACAUACUUUAUAUACAUAUAUUUAACAACAAAUGCAGAACACAAAGAUCAAACUAAUAAACUUUACCAAAAAAAAUUCCAUCUUUC